Molecule: messenger RNA, 510 nt
Organism: Papilio polytes (common Mormon)
Lineage: Eukaryota; Metazoa; Arthropoda; Insecta; Lepidoptera; Papilionidae
Product: glycine-rich cell wall structural protein-like
Exons: 3
Coding region: 93-419 (108 amino acids)
Source: RefSeq, a predicted model, not a curated record
GACAAUAUCCAUAGACAACAUAACUAUCUAUCUAUAGUCAACUAUCUAGUUUCAUACAAGUUUAUUGUCUAACCAUUGUCUGCUUAUUAGCCAUGGUUGUUCUCAUAAACGGUUCCCCAUACCGUUACGGGGAAGAUCAAGGUAACUACGGCGGUGGUCAUGGCGGACACGGAGGUAGCUUUGGUCCCGGCGGCCAAGGCGGCUUUGGAUCAGGUGGUCAAAGUGGUCAUGGCAGCUUUGGUCCUGGUCAAGGCGAUCAACAGGGCUUCGGUACUGGUCAAGGAGGUUUUGGACCUAACAACCAGGAAGGGUUUGGACACGGCGGUCAAGGGGGUUUUGGCGGUCAAGGUGGUCGAGGACAUGGCGGUCCAGGGAACUUCGGAGGCCACCGCGGUGGUUACCAGGAGCACGGAUAUUAAUUUUUUAGUAAAAAAUAAUUUCGUAUAACCAUUACGUAUUGCCAUUGUAUAAUUAUAGUUUAAUUAUACUUUUAAAUAAAAAAAAAAAUAU